Xenopus laevis (African clawed frog) is the source of this 757-nucleotide messenger RNA. RefSeq names its product trafficking protein particle complex subunit 2L L homeolog (gene trappc2l.L). Gene Ontology annotation, cellular component: cytosol; perinuclear region of cytoplasm; cytoplasm. The record is from RefSeq and is marked provisional. Lineage: Eukaryota; Metazoa; Chordata; Amphibia; Anura; Pipidae. Gene Ontology annotation, biological process: endoplasmic reticulum to Golgi vesicle-mediated transport.
AAGAGAGCAAGAUGGCGGUCUGCGUAGCUGUAAUAGCAAAAGAGAAUUAUCCUCUUUACAUCCGAAGUGUUCCCACUGAGAACCAGUUAAAGUUUCAUUAUACUGUACACACUUCCUUGGAUGUUGUGGACGAGAAGAUUUCUGCCAUGGGAAAGGCAGUGGUGGACCAGAGGGAACUUUACCUGGGCUUGCUCUAUCCCACAGAGGACUACAAAGUAUAUGGCUAUGUCACAAACUCCAAAGUGAAAUUUGUUAUGGUGGUUGAUUCCUCAAAUACUUCUCUUCGAGAUAAUGAGAUCCGCAGUAUGUUCCGUAAACUGCAUAAUUCGUACACCGAUGUGAUGUGCAAUCCUUUCUACAAUCCUGGGGAUUCUAUUCAGUCACGGGCCUUUGAUAACACAGUCACAUCAAUGAUGGUACCAGCAUGCUGAAAAUCGACCCAAACAUUCAAUGUACAUUUGUGUUCGUGUAACCUUUGGAGAGAUGAGGAGACCAUCCUGUAUUUUUAAAACUGGACACUGGAGUGUUUUUUACAGAAGAGUUCAGUCAUCUUUUGUUUGCUUGAAAACUCAACAACAACAACAGACCUUCUUUCACAGUUGUCGUCCUCACUUGGCUAAUUUUGUUUUACUUAGUAUUAAUCUUGGACUGUUGGAUGGCAAAGGAUCCUAAGGAGACUUCCUGUCUCAGUUGAUUUAAGUUGUAGUAGUAGGAACUAGUAUACUAUAUAUUACAAUAAAAUAAUACCCAAAUUAAA